CUCUUAAAUAAUCCAUGAAUUGAAUAUGAGUCAAUGCAAAAAGUAGUAGUGAAUAAGUCUUCUAUACCCCUGGAGUGGGCACAUUCAUUCAUUCAUUCAUUCAUUCAUUCAUUCAUCAAUCUGCUUCGGAGGAAGAGUGUAGCGAUGAAUCUGUCACAGAAGGAGAGCAGCGCGAAGGGCUUACUUUGUUUACUUCGUCGAUCUGCAAGACUGUCGGUCAUUUCUGUGCAAUAAUACAUAGUUCUGAGAAGUGAUGGCGUAAGGAGCGAUAGAAUAAUUAUUCUAGUUAAGGCGGAAUCCCAAUCUGAUCUUGAAUCAAUCAAUUCUGUUUCUCUCCGAGGAGUUUGUAAUCCGAUACGAAUUCUGUCUCUGUGUGGUGAUGUUUUCUGGAGGCGAGUGCGAGACAGAGACACUUAUAAUCCAUUCUGAGAAACCCGUUUUCAACGCUGUUGCUCAAUAUUGCCACAACUCAUAUUAACACUUGGCAGGAGGUUUCCUUCUUUUCUAAUUCCGAAUUAAAGAGCUAGGUUUGAUUGUUUUGCAGAGUCUGGCCAUUAGAAAUAGAAUUAGAACCUACUAGUAAAUAAAAUAUGUGCUUUGAGAACAGGAGACACGACGGAAACUUUUUUUCUGAAUCUUAAUGUAGUUUUUCUGGUCCUUAUGUACAACUUCUUGGUUGAUAUUAUUUCGUAUUCUUAUCUUCGGCAAGUCCAAGACCAAGCACUACUAGAAGACUAUCUCAUCUGUCUUCAUCAAGACUAAAAGUCAUACUACUAGAAUUAAGAAUUAUUAGAAUAUAAUUCCUACAAAGAAGAUGAGCAAGGCGAAGCAUCAACGUCGCUUAGACCAAACUGGGGUCAUGGACGAUCAACUACAUACUCUCCCAGACCCCAUAGGCGCCCCAUUCAUCGAGGAUGAUGAGGCUGACCGCUACUACCGCGAAGACGGUUUCCUACCAGCAAUCAAGGUCGACGAUAAAAACAAGAGACCGCGUCGUGAUCAUUCUCGUGGAGGUGGUCGUGGAAGUCGCGUGUCUUCAUCCCUUCUGGAGGAAGGCUAUGAAUUGCAACAAGUAAAACGCGUGUCUUCAUCCCUUCUGGAGGAAAGCUAUGAAUUGCAACAAGUAAAACGGCAGAAGCAGUUUGCGGAGAAAUUGAUUGAACUUUGUGACGUCAGUCAUGCUUCCAUUCGUCAAGCAGGGGGAAGUGAGUAUCCUGCUCUACGCAGAACCUUCUUAAGCCUCUUUGACGAGAAAGCGCAUCUUCACCAGAACAAGAAACAGAACGAGGGUUCAACUACUACAAGAACUACGGAUCCAGUGCUAAGCCUUGACGGACGUCCACAGGUGUACCACUACGUAGAAGUGGAAGUAUUGGAAGUGGACGAAGCAGGUGAAGAAGACGCUGGUCGUGAGCAAAACAAUGCUGGUGACGAGGCAGGUGAAGAAGACGCUGGUCGUGAGCAAAAAAAGGCUGCCGUUCUUGCAAACAGUCGAGGCAAUGCCCAUAUUGGCAGCCUCGGUAUUGGUUUGGCACUUGUGACUGCUGUUGCUCCAGGAGCUGUCGGAAUCCCGAAGAAAGGUGGAGAAGCACGACGUCAUUCCUCUACUAUUUCUAAGAUGGACCUCCAACUAACGACUUCGACAGGAGAACAAGACGAUCAUGGCAUCAACGGCCGCAAGCCAGAAAAUGAAAAUUCUAGGACUACAAGAACUCAAGAGCAAGUAGAUGUCGAACGGGAUUCCUCUCGACUAUUCGUUGAUGGUCCGGAGAUGCUCGACAGCGGUGUCUAUGAUGAAGGAAUGCAGCGUAGAGAAUUGCCUUCAUAUGUUGAGAAUCAGGGAGAAGAGGGUCAAGGUUCAUACGUUGGUGGAAGCAUAGGAGAGGGAGGUGAAGAUGAAAUGCGUUCUUCGAGUGUGGCGAUGAUGUUUUUGCCAGCUGAGGGAGCUUCAGGUUCCUCGGAAGAAGGCUCAGGGGCGUCUUCCAAUGGCGAAGAAGUUCAACCUGUGCACACAGAGAGCCCUGAUGAGGACGCUGUGGUCGGUGCCAGUACUAUUGGGCCUGGAUCUGAACGAGAACCGGUCGGUGCCAGUACUAUUGGGCCUGGAUCUGAGCAGGACGUUGUCGGUGCCAGUACUAUUGGGCCUGGAUCUGAACGAGAACCGGUCGGUGCCAGUACUAUUGGGCCUGGAUCUGAACCGGACGGUGUCGGUGCCAGUACUAUUGGGCCUGGAUCUGAACGAGACGCUGUCGGUGCCAGUACUAUUGGGCCUGGAUCUGAACAGGACGCUAUCGGUGCCAGUACUAUUGGGCCUGGAUCUGAACGAGAGCCGGUCGGUGCCAGNCUGGAUCUGAACAGGACGCUAUCGGUGCCAGUACUAUUGGGCCUGGAUCUGAACGAGAGCCGGUCGGUGCCAGUACUAUUGGGCCUGGAUCUGAACGAGAGCCGGACGGUGUCGGUGCCAGUACUAUUGGGCCUGGAUCUGAACGAGAACCGGACGCUGUCGGUGCCAGUACUAUUGGGGCUGGGUCGACUGAGGUAGAGGAAGUCGAGGGUGACCAGGAUGCUCUAGUUGAAGAAGAAGUUGUGGAGAAUGGUGCAGAGGCUUCAGAUGACGCUGCGGAGGUCCUCGGAGAAGAUCAACAACAAGAGGAUGCUCCAGUUUCUAAUGAAGCCGAUGCCUCUACAAGUUUGAUUGCGGUUCUUGACGUGGAGGAGGACCUUGAUCUUCAAUAUACUACUACUACUACUACUACUACUACUACUACUACAUCUCUGAAUGGAACCAUUCCUCCACCUCCAGCAUCUCCGAUUGUACCAGAGAGCGCUGUUGAUGCAACAAUUCCACCUCCGCCAUCUCCUGUAGAAGGACGAGACAAAACAAAGGUGCUGGUGCGUCCCAGUACAACUUAAGGCUUUGGGCAAUCCAUCCUCAGAAGCAUCUUGAGACCUUUCUCUAUAAGGGGAAAGCGAGGGAUGACUUCCGAGAUGGAUUCCGGGAAGCUCUAAACAACAAUCCCUACCCGUGGAGGCGGCGAAAGACCUAGUACAACGACAACUCGUGGUGAGGUGCAGCUGCGACCUAGUACAACAACAACUACUACAAGUUCCUCCCGUGCUGAACUCGUCCAAGAAGGAGAUGAAACUUCAAGUGAGCAAGACAAAGAGGUUCAUCUGGUUGAGGGGAAUAUCCGCGACGGCGCGGAAGGCGAACAGUUCCCACCAGAGCAUGGCGAGGAUGAAAGUGAAAACGAACAAAGCUCUUCCAGUGCACUACCUGCGGAAGCUAGAAGUUCCUUCGGAAGUAGCUACAGACCCUCAGAGACAUCCAUUGCACUAUCUGCUGAGGCUAGGAGCCCUCUUGCAAGGAGUAGAGCUUCAGAACAUCAGACAAAGGGAAAGAUGUUGAACGCCAAGCCCAAGGGGGCUCAAGCUCCACAACACGGAUCUGAAAGAUUUCCAGAUUUAGGAGUAUUCCACGAAAGCGAGAGCAUUUCAAGCGAAGAUAAAAUUCAGUAUGAAGAGGCAAGUGAAGAUGGCGCGGACUGUAAUGAACCAGCACCUCAUCAUGAUCAUCUAGGUGAGCAAGACGAAUUUGGAUCUCUUCAACAGCAAGAACAAUAUGACGAUGGAAACUGUUCGAUCAGCGAAGAGGACAAUUUGAGCCCAAUGUCUGGGGAUGAGCACGUCGCUAACAACUCGAAGAUUGACUACAUUAUGGCUACCGCUGUCGCAUCCGCAGCAUCGUCCUACUUGGCGCUUUUUCUAUUUGAAAAAAACACCAAGGAUGCUCCCAAGGAUGCCAAAGCGGUAGAAGCUCGAAUUACACCAACAAUCAGGGUCAAAAGUUGCUGAUUUUGCAUUCCUGGGAAGUGAGAUCCGACACGAUGACAUCAUCAGCUUCAGCACAAGUGGGAUCGGCUCACGGAGAUGAAUCCCGCAGCACUGCUGCGGAAGAAAGAAUGCAAAGUGUGGUAUUUUCAGAAGGCAAAGAGCAGCUAACAUUUUCACUCCCUGAAGAAUUCAAGAAAACACGAUUUGCUGUGGGAGAUCGAGUCGGAUUAUCUCUGCGACCUAUGAAGGGCUUGCCGAUGAUGCCAUUACCACCUGGAGAAAGUGGAAGUCUCAACUCUUCUCCAGAUGCUGAGGAACAGAAUGCUCGCUGUCGAAACCAUAUGGUUUUGUCCAUCUACCUGAAUGGAGUGCGACUGUUCUCCUUAGCUGUGCCAAGGGGCGUAGAGCUCGGGGAAGAAACCCUGAACACCAUUUUCGGUACAUGUAACGUAGCCACUGGUGCUGGAGGUGGUGGGACAAAUAGUACCACUUCUACAGUUGCGAAUUCUGUCAACAUCGACCAUACAUCAUCAUCCGCGAAACCAAAAAGUACCCGAGCAAAACUCUCCUCUGUGCCUCUCCGGCUUGCCGCUCAUAUAGAAUUGUCUGGCUAUGUGAAGCGUUGCCGGUUAGUUCCAAGCGCUCCUUAUCCAGCCGCGGCUAAUGACUGGUUCUUUAAUCCUAUGCAAGAAAAAAGUGCACUCACAUUCAAAAAAUUGGCUAGGAUUUAGGUAGGAAAAACAUAAGCAAAGUAGCUACUUUCUCGAGUGUGAGAGCGAGUGCACUUUUUCCUUUCAUAAACCCUCUUGCGCUGUGCGUGCAGCGGUUGGAAGAGAAUUUGGUGACCGUACCUGGAAGUGCAGUGAGUCGGAGUCCUAGAAGCAGAUCUGACAAAGCUCCUAGAGAUAAUCUUCCUCAUAUGCAGUUGUUAGUGUCUGCCUCUUGUGAGUCGCAACAACAACAAGAUGUAGUUGGAGGAAGCUCUUCUAAUGGACGCGACACUAGAGGUCGCGACCUAUCCAGCUUUGUUUUGCCAGCAGAGCCUGCCGAGUACAUUCCUGCUUCGCUAAGCUCGCGGUUCUCUGGUUCGUUCUACAUUUCCUGUCUAAAACAAGCAGGCACAACUUAUGUUGAACAAGGUCGUGGUCUACUUGAGGAGCAAGGUGGUCUUGGGCAACCCCAGUUUUCCGUGACUCAACUAACUGGCAUUUUAAAUUCUGUUCGGAACCUGAUUGGGACGUUCCUGGGAGAUUGGCCUAUGGUGGCGGUUGAUGGUGAACAGAGCGGCGCUUUAUUGGGUAAAUCGAGUCAAGUGUUGGGAGAGGUCCCCGCUUCGCUCCGAGCAAGAUUGGGCCAUAGCAUCGCCACCUAUUACAAGCAAGUUCCCGCGGUGAGGGAAGAAAUCCUGCUUUUCAUUUUGGGUCAAAUGACGAAGGGAAGAGCCUAUUUUGCGGACAAGGUGGCUGGGAAUGCUGGUUCUUCAGGUAAUGAUGGACCGCCAUACAACUCCGGGUACAGCGGUGGGUGGGGCCCCCCACCAGAAGAUCAGCUUUACGCUUCUUCAAGAUUUCUGUCUGCAAGGAGUGACUUUUCAUCCGGAAGGAUGUCUUGUCAAGAAAGUACAACAAUGGUGCUGAGUGGUGAUAUGGGAAGCGGAAGGGGAGGUGUGCCAAGAUUGCCAUUGUCUUCUCUCUCUCCACCCAAUGGAGCUGUUCCGGUUCAGAAUGUUUACGGUGCUCCUCUGGGUUUUUCUCCUGCACCGCGCUCGUCAACUCCUUUGUCAAAUAAGACAGUCAUCGAAAGCAUCCUCUUGUCGCAAAUUCACGGUGUCUUGUUAUUGAAACUCUUGCUGGGUACCGUCGUGACAGCACAUCAUGACAGAGAUUCAGCUGCAGUCGUAGUCGGUGAAGACCUCGCACGUGCUCUACUGCCCGACUUCUUGCAUUCUCUUCUUACCGUAUGGCACUCCAUCGUCCAAACCACGGCAUCGCCAAUGCAGAUGAACAUGACCGCUCAACCGGCACGAGGCGUCGGUUUGAACUACAACCUUUCGAGGAUGCGACCGUCCAAACGAGUGCAGAAAAGCUUAGCGCCACUACUGAAAACACUGGAGAAACAGUGCGAGGGCUGUUUAGGCUUACUGCUCGGAGGUGCAGGAGGAGGAAAAGCAGGAUCAUCUUCAGGAGCAACAACAACUCCGUCUAAGAACACUACAGGGUUGGCUAAAUUGCGAUACGACAGUAUUAUCGCCGCGCUUUAGAUGAAUGAAAAUCAAAGGAAAAUACGCUCGGUGGUCUUCACCGCCACUGCGGUGUCAUGGCCAAUAUUUAGUUUAGAACAUUUGGGCAAUUGUACAGAUUCAGACUACUGCGUAGAUCUAGUGUGAUAGGCAUGGGAUCAAUCACAGUUUGAUUUAGAAGAAUUGGAAAUGAAUAGCCUCAACGUAAUUGAAGAUAAUUAGCGAGCAUAAUUAGCGAUACAGAUAGAGAUAGUUAGUGAUAAUUUCUUUUUAGUUUCUUGUAGACGAGGACGAUCUUCCAGCAGAAAAAUCUAGAUCAUUUAAACAGACACGCGAAGGAGUACACAGACAAAAAAGACCUAAACGGGAUCCGGCACCGCACAAGCCCCCAUGAGGAUCACCAAACUGAUCUAGAUAAACAGGGAAAACGAUGUUCAAAAGAAGUGGCCCAUCAUGAUCUCCUAAAUCUAAAGUUCUCGCAGGAUCUAAGGUGCUGGCAGCGAUCAUGAAGCCAAGAUCAUGGAGAUUUAGAGACGAUACUGUGCACUACGUGGUCUCUAGUUGAACUAGAGACAAUGUACACUAGCAAGCUGCCACUACUUUCACCUGAGACACAACUACGAAAGCACAACUCCACACGACCUUGAGCGUGAGCCACCUUUCAAUACGCCUCCUCCUUUCAAUACUACACCAAAAUUCAGCCUCUUG
This is a messenger RNA of Amoebophrya sp. A25, 6781 nucleotides long. Lineage: Eukaryota; Dinophyceae; Syndiniales; Amoebophryaceae. The record is from the annotation of a GenBank genome assembly.